Orussus abietinus is the source of this 1034-nucleotide messenger RNA. RefSeq names its product probable U3 small nucleolar RNA-associated protein 11. Gene Ontology annotation, biological process: rRNA processing. Bases 186 to 947 code for a protein of 253 amino acids. The transcript has 2 exons. Lineage: Eukaryota; Metazoa; Arthropoda; Insecta; Hymenoptera; Orussidae. The record is from RefSeq and is a predicted model, not a curated record. Gene Ontology annotation, cellular component: nucleolus; small-subunit processome.
UCGUUUUCGCUCGUUUUCACUCGUUUUCGUGUAUCGUCAAGCGGUCAAGGUACCGCUAUGAACAGUGAUGAACAGCUAUGGUUACCACGAGGUGCGAGGGAACGAAAACGUAUGUAGAUCCACUCGUUCGAGGUAACUCUCCGGAAAAUUCAUUCAUGUUCAAGAAUUAAUUAAGUCUUUUGACCAUGUCGUCCUGGAAGAAAGCCGCGAAGGCUGGGCAAAGGACUCAUCGAGAAAGGCAUCAGCCAAAGUCUCGCGAACAUCUAGGCCUUCUAGAAAAGAAAAAAGACUAUAGCAUCCGAGCUAAAGACUGCCAUGAAAAAGGAGCAGCGGUGAAAUUAUUGAGAAAACGAGCUCUCAAUAAAAAUCCAGAUGAAUUUUACUUUCAUAUGAUUAAUUCCAAAAUUCAGAAAGGAAUCCACAGAGAGAAACAAAAAAAUGAAGAGCAUACUCCUGAACAGAUCAAGUUAAUGGAAACGCAAGACUUAAAAUAUAUUUUAUUUAAGAGAAACAUCGAAUCUAAAAAGGUCGAGAAGAUGCAAAGCGUGCUACAUGCUCUCGAUGCCGCAAACGAGACCAAAAAUAAGCAUACAUUUUUCGUGGACGAAGAUGGGAGCGCGAAAGACUUUAAUGUAGCUAAAAAAUUAGACACUCAUCCUGCGCUCUUAAAUAGACGGACGAACAGGCCUAAGCUUUCCAAAUUAAAACAUAUGAAACUUUUGUCCGUCGAUGAAUCGAUUUUGCCAAAAAUUGAGCAACAAAAGCACAUGGCUUAUUCGGAACUGAAUAAAAGAAUUGUCCGAGAACGAGAGUUAACUAUUAUUCAACAGAAACUUGAAAUGGACAAGGCAUUAAAAGACACAAAAGUCCCCAAACCAAAAACAAUUAUUAGCGCUACAAAAGAUGGACCUCCGAUUUAUAAGUGGAAGUAUCAGAGGAAGAAGUAACAUUUCUGCUAUGUGUACAUGUUCUUCUGUUUCCUUGAAAAAUAUAAAUAAUUUAUCUACAUUAAACAACAGGAUUUUAACAAUGUA